Messenger RNA from Neohortaea acidophila, 2521 nucleotides. RefSeq lists its product as uncharacterized. The record is from RefSeq and is a predicted model, not a curated record. The coding region runs from base 337 to 2160 and encodes 607 amino acids. Lineage: Eukaryota; Fungi; Ascomycota; Dothideomycetes; Mycosphaerellales; Teratosphaeriaceae. The transcript is spliced from 2 exons.
UUCAUGCACGUGAAAGUGCGACUGCCUGCAGGUCCGCGUUUGUCAAGCCCCACCCUCAAACAAGGCUGAGUCGCACCUUCCUCCUUCACUUUGAGCAACGUCUCUUUAUCACUCAACAAAAAGGACAUGGAGCAGACAGACUUGCUUGCUCUCUGAUUUGUCUCAGCCAGCUCGUUUGCUGCUUCAUUCACACUCACCGGCCGGCUGUCAAAACUCAAGAUCAUCCUCGUCCCACGUCCGACCACAUUCAACCCUCAGAGCUUUCCACGGCAUCUGCUCUCAGUGGAGACGCAACAGCAAGGCGCACCAGCCGCACAACCACUCGCACUUGACAACAUGUCAGGCAUUUCGCAGCUCAUCAACACGUCUGCGUUCCUGGGCAACUUCCUCACCUCCCUGCACGCCCUGAGGCCGUCCCUGCCCCCGCUUCCAUCUGAGGUCCAACGACAGAUCGUCGACCUCGUCAUCACCGACCAGACGAGCACAGAGAAUGACCAGAACUCCACCCCUCUUCCACCUCGCAAUCCAGCCGGAAUCCCGCCCGCCAACGGCUCCUCGCCAUUCAUGAACUUGCCCACCGAGCUGCGCCGAUCCAUCUUCUUCGACUCCCUUCCUUCUUCCACCAAAGCGUACCAUCCCAGCUGCAAGGACUGUCCCGAUGCCCGCUUCAAUAGCAAGCUGGAUCCCGACGUGCAGCCGCGCCGCAACAGCACGUCGGAUCUUAUGACUCUCAACAAGAAGAUUUGUGGCGAGAUUACGGAGUUGCUGUACAAAGAGCGCACGUUUGUCAUCCACGUCCACGAAGGCCUACGUGAUGGGGGUAUUGAAUUCCAAGACACUGGCCGUCAGCCGCUUCAGUACAAAGACAACAUCGACGACGCGCGAUUCUUCAAAUUCGGACAAGACGAUCAAUUCGGAUUCCAUCGUUUGAAGAAGAUUGUGAUUCAAAUCUAUCCAUCCUUCGAAGAGAACAACCGCCAUGUCGCCAUCAACACCUUCUUCAUGCAUCUCGCACUGUGCCGCCUGCUGGAGAGGUCGGGAGGAGCAAAGAAUCGCAUCACAGAGCUGGGGAUUGAAUUCGUCGUGCCAAAGAGGCCUCGUGGCGUCACUCGCCAGAAUCACUUCCGUCACAACUACUGGUGGGAUCCGUUCAGACAGCAGCCAUGCGCGACAAGCAUCCACAAUCUCAGCAACGUCGAACUCGCGCUCCGUCCUUUCGCUACGCUUACCGGUUGCCACAAGGCCUGGGUCAAGCUGCCCAAGAUGAUGGAAAAGCAUCGGGCUACUCUCACCUUCGUGGACGCUCUCACGAAGAGCAUGAUGAGCAGAGCCGGCACCCUCUUCAUGGACGAUGACCUUGAGAGGAAGAUUGAGACUUCGCGCGCCGCGAUGGAAGACUACGUCUUUUCCAUUCUGCACGGGACUGGCCAUCGUAAAGUGAGCAAGCUGACUGCCGAAGACAUGCAGAAUGACGACGAUGGCAUGGAUGAAGAAGAAGAAGAAGCGCUACUAUGGAAAGAGAACGACAGUCCGACCGACGUGGAAUGGGAUGGCACAGUGACCAGACGGCUCUCCAGGAAGUCACGGUUCGAUGACUACCAGGGCAACGGAGAAAACGAAGACGAGGAAGACAGAGGCCUUCAAGCUGCCAUUGCUGCAUCACUCGUGCAGUCCAGCAUGCAUGCGAAGCGCAAGUCCCCGGACACCUCCUUCACCCCCGUGAAGAGGGAGCGCAAUGAUGUGCACGGGAGGUACACGACUGGAACGGCCUCCCCUGACGAGUUUGUCAAUUUCGGCUGGAACGCUUACUCCACGCUGUCGACCUGGCCGGGCCUGGCGGAAGCGGCUCGUCAUCCUUCCAAUGCUGUCGGCUUCCCUGGUAUGCCAUUGCGGAGCAAGCAGUCGAUUCGAGUAGCGGGCCCCAAGGCGGUGAUCGAUCUCACGGGGGAAGAUGGCGAUGGAAGCUACGACCUGCGCUACCGUACGCCUUCUCCCGUGCUGGCUGCUCACGACGUGGUGGAUCUGACGGGCGACUCAGAGAGCGCAGAAGAUGCUAUGGAUGUGGAGAGCAGUGACGCAUCGUCGGAGUCAUAUGCGAAUGACGAUUCUUUCCACACCACCCUUUCCAGUCCUUUGGGCAAGAGCCUCUCCCUGGUCUGAUUGGAACAAUCGCUGGGUGAAUGGGCUGAGUUAAGAAAGGAGGGUGUUUGCGCUGGAGAAGCAGGCCAGGGGUAUUCGGGAACGGAAGGAGUUGCAAUGGUCGACCGCAUAGGUGGACGCUCGUCUGGCAUGCAUGCUCCAGGGGACCAGGGGCGGCAUUUGACUUGCUGGAGCGUGCGAUGCUGUAUCAUACGUACUCGUAGCGUAACUACAUACCCCAUACUUUUCAAUGCGAUAGGACAAGAUCGUCCAUCAGAAACGAUCGAAGGAUCGUAUACGUGAUGAGAUAGGAGCGGCUAAAAAAUACAUGGCCACGGAACGAUUGAUGUAAGCACUACUUCCAGCAUCUGACACUUUCGGG